Messenger RNA from Durio zibethinus, 3000 nucleotides. The record is from RefSeq and is a predicted model, not a curated record. Lineage: Eukaryota; Viridiplantae; Streptophyta; Magnoliopsida; Malvales; Malvaceae.
AAGAAGAAUAAUAGUUGGACUUAAAGCAGUCCUGGCUGGCUGGCUGGCUGGCGUUGACUGAAUUUACUAGCACAUCAGGAAACUCCCAACUCUCACCUUUCCUGCUUCCCAAUAGUAAAUGACACUCUACGUGUUCUUUAAUGGGCACUGGUCCCUGUCGUAGAAGCGUCAACCAUCUCUAAACCCCAACCUACCUUCCAUAAAGCCUCAGAAUUCUAGUCAUUUUAUAUAUGCCUUUUGAGCACAACAAGAAAACCAGUUCACAUCAUCACUCUUUAACUCUUUCAAGAAAAACCCAAGUGUUUUAUUCACUUUUUUGAAGGAAGAAAGAAAAAAAAAAUACAAACUUUUGAAUUACCCACCAUCAUGAGUAGUGAAGAGAAUAGUUCAAGCAAUGGAGUUCAGAUCCGGCAGAGUAGGAGAUUGCCUGAUUUCUUACAAAGUGUCAACUUGAAGUAUGUUAAACUGGGUUACCAUUAUUUAAUAAGUCAUCUUUUGACACUUUGUUUGGUCCCUUUGAUGGCUGUUAUUAUUGUUGAGGCAUCACGGUUGAACCUUGAUGACAUCCACCAUUUAUGGCUUCAGCUUCAGUAUAAUCUUGUCAGUGUCAUUGUGUUUUCUGCUUUCCUUGUGUGUGGGUCAACCGUUUACGUCGUGACCCGACCAAGAUCCGUUUAUUUGGUGGAUUAUUCUUGUUAUCUCCCUCCUUCACAUCUCAAAGUCACGUACCAACAGUUCGUGGAACAUACCAGGCUGAUGGGUGAUUUUGAUGAGUCCUCCUUGGAGUUUCAACGCAAGAUUUUGGAAAGAUCAGGACUUGGAGAGGAGACUUGUGCGCCUGAAGCAAUGCAUUACCUUCCUCCAAGACCAUCAAUGGCCGCUGCAAGACAAGAGGCAGAGCAGGUGAUGUUUGGCGCAUUAGAUACUCUUUUUGCUAAUACUAAUGUUAAGCCAAGAGAUAUUGGAAUUCUUGUCGUUAAUUGUAGUUUGUUCAAUCCAACUCCUUCAUUAUCUGCUAUGAUUAUUAAUAAGUAUAAGUUGAGGGGUAAUAUUAGGAGUUUUAAUCUUGGGGGUAUGGGAUGUAGUGCUGGGGUUAUAGCUGUUGAUCUUGCUAAAGAUAUGUUGCAAGUUCAUAGAGAUAGUUAUGCUAUUGUUGUUAGUACCGAGAACAUUACACAGAAUUGGUAUUUUGGGAACAAGAAAUCAAUGUUAAUACCAAACUGCUUGUUUAGAGUUGGGGGUGCUGCAGUUUUGUUGUCAAAUAAAUCUGCGGAUCGAAGGAGGAGUAAGUAUAGGCUUGUUCAUGUGGUGAGGACACACUGUGGGGCCAAUGAUAAGGCAUUUAAGUGUGUUUAUCAGGAGCAGGAUGAUGCUGGAAAAACUGGAGUUUCUUUGUCUAAGGAUUUGAUGGCAAUUGCUGGUGAUGCACUAAAGACUAACAUCACUACAUUGGGUCCCGUUGUUCUUCCAAUAAGUGAGCAAAUUUUAUUCUUUGUGACUUUGGUUGCCAAGAAGUUGUUCAAUGCAAAAAUCAAGCCUUAUAUCCCAGAUUUCAAGCUUGCUUUUGAUCAUUUCUGCAUUCACGCUGGGGGGAGGGCUGUGAUUGAUGAGCUUGAGAAGAAUUUGCAGCUUCUGCCAGUACAUGCUGAGGCUUCUCGUAUGACACUCCACCGGUUUGGUAACACCUCAUCGAGUUCAAUUUGGUAUGAGCUGGCCUAUACAGAGGCAAAGGGCAGGAUGCGUAAGGGGAACCGUGUUUGGCAGAUUGCUUUUGGAAGUGGUUUCAAGUGCAACAGUGCAGUUUGGGUGGCCCUCCACAAUGUGAAGCCCUCUCCUAAUAACCCCUGGGAAGAUUGCAUUCACAGGUAUCCAGUGCAGCUUAGUCUGUAGCUCGAAUACAAGUUGGUUAUUGAAUCUUAAUUAGACAAGGACAACCUGAUGGAUUAAUCAAGCAAUUUCUAUGUUCAUUUCUUAAUUGCUUGAAUUUUAUUCUUUGUUUAAAUGACUGGGUCCUGACGUCCUGUAAUGUGGUGAUCUUUGGUCUCUUGGAGGUUGUAAUGAUAAUCCACAAAUAUCUACUUCUAUACAGUUUUCAGGCAAGCAUCGAAUGUAAGACUCUAUGUUUCAGACGAACAUUUCAUCAAAUGGCUAACCAUGCUAUUGACUGAAAUCUUUUCAUCCCAAUUUAAAUUGAAGCCAAUGAAAUCAAAGCUGCCAUGGAAUCCCAUUUCUUGGUUUCAACUUUCGUUCUUUUUUAUGAAGUACAUUCUGGCUCUGCGUUGUCUGUAAAGGCAUUCAUUGGCUCGUUGGAUAAUUUCUUUAACCUUCGGUUUGUGAGAUGCUAUUGACCCAUCUUCCCCGCUAUAGUCUGUCAUGUUCAAGAUCAUUAUUUAUUCAAGACGUUUCAUUAAACCUUGCUACCAUGAGUAUCUCCACGUGCUCCUUUCUGACAAACUUUGCUGAGGACUUUGUCAUUGGAAUUUUCAGAUGCAGAGGUGUGGAAUUUAUAUAUGUUCUUAUAUGGCUAUCUGAUAACACCACGAUAGACCAUAAUUCAGCUUCCACCAUGCUCGACCACCAUUUUUAUCUGCAACUGUUUCGUUUUUCUCGACACAUUGGUCAUAUUAAUUACCUAUACUUGUUGAUUUAGAAAUCUAUUACUAAUAUUUUGCUUAUAACUUUGCUGCGUCUCCCUAAAAAUGGGGAAAUGAAUCGAUGUGACAAAAGCAAAAUUGUGUUCUUGGCAUUCUUCAAUACGAAUGCUUUGAAAAUUGCCCGGCACGUUAAAACUUUAAGAUGGAGUUCAUCAGGAAGAUACUUCAACGAUAGGCUCCUCCUCAUUGCUAUCAGUUGUCUGCUUUUCACUGGAUCAUCGGUUUAAUUCUGAGUCUUUUUCAGAAAUCGGAAUGAAGCAAGCUGGCUUUAUAACCUCCAUUGGAACUUAGCUUGAGAGAGAAUAGAUGGGAAAAUAAAUGAAUUAAUUUCUCCUUGUUUCGUUUG